Exophiala bonariae is the source of this 1755-nucleotide messenger RNA. RefSeq lists its product as uncharacterized. NCBI's taxonomy places the organism in Eukaryota, Fungi, Ascomycota, Eurotiomycetes, Chaetothyriales, Herpotrichiellaceae. Gene Ontology annotation, biological process: polyamine biosynthetic process. Bases 1 to 1755 code for a protein of 584 amino acids. The record is from RefSeq and is a predicted model, not a curated record. The transcript has a single exon.
AUGGCGAAGAAAACCACCAAAUCCGCGCUUGCUGCGAAGCAGUCCAAAUCAGCUCCAGAGUCAUCAAGGCAGCCAGGAACUUCAUCGAAGGCUACCAUCGCACCUGUCAGCUCAAAGCCACCGUCAAUCUUCUCCAAACUUACCGACAUUCGAGCUCAACGAACGUUUCAGCUGAUUCUUCUUGCGGCGCUAUCAGCGCCACUCUCACAGCUCAACUUGUCUCCAGUCUAUGGUGCGAUCCCUGCCGGUCUUUACCAUCGAUAUGGAGUCAUUGCAUCUUUUCUACUUGCUGUUGGGAUUCGGGGAUAUCUACCCAAAGCACUAUCCAGAUGGAUCGCGACCUUCUCUUUCUGGAUUCCAACUUUCCAAUUUCUGCUGUUUCAAUUGAGCUCGUCACUUGGGAAUCCCGCUGGUCCAGUAAUAACCGAGCUUCUGACAGUCUACCCACUCAUCACUUCCUCUGUCUACAUAGCUGUUGAGUACUUUGAUGACCUAUGCUACGGGACCACAAAGGCGCCUGCCGGAAACACGGUGCCUGCGAUGGGACUAUUUGUCCUCUUCACAGUCCUCCAGAGAGCCGCGAGAAGUACCAUAGCCUCAUUUAGCGGACCAGGCUUUCUCAGGUCCCGGGUAGGGUUGCAGCUGAUCAUUGGCAUGUUGUAUGCUAUGGUUAUUCCCAAAAGCCUUGUUUGGCCAGCCUUUCCCUCCGUCGUCAUUACGAUGAUCGCCAAUCCACAUUGUACACUCACUAAAACUACUGAAGUUUUGAACAAUACUCUGGGUCUCUACGAUUACACCAUCUUGGAACGUCAAGAGUCCAUCACAGGAUAUAUUUCUGUGCUUGAAGAUAAUCAGAAAGGUUUUCGAGUCAUGAGAUGCGAUCAUAGUCUGCUUGGCGGGGAAUGGAAAAUUGAUUCAACUACAAAGGCCGCCAACAAGGUCGGCGAUCCUAUUUACAGUAUUUUCACCAUGCUAGAAGCUGUCCGUCUCGUUGAGCCCUCAUCCACUAGUACCGAAAAAACGGCGUUGAACAUUGGCUUAGGGGUCGGCACUGCGCCUUCAGCCAUGAUAGCUCAUGGGAUUAACACCACUAUUCUAGAAAUCGAUCCCGUGGUACACGAAUUCGCUGUCAAAUACUUCAAUUUGCCCUACAACCACAGCUACUAUAUUGGUGAUGCUGUUGCUAUUGUCGGUAGCUCUGUUGCCAAUGCUCAAUCGAAGCCAGAAACUUCUGAGGCCGAAUCAUACGACUACAUCAUCCAUGAUGUUUUCACAGGUGGUGCUGAGCCCGUCGAACUAUUCACCGAGGAGUUUUUAGCUGGCCUCCAUCUACUUCUCAAAUCUGAUGGAGUCAUUGCAAUAAAUUAUGCUGGAGACCUUUCGAUGCCAUCUGCAUCUAUAGUCUAUCGAACGAUUAUUUCAGUAUUUCCAUCGUGCCGAGCAUUCCGAGAAGAGGCCGCACCCGUCGCAGGCACCAAACAGGACGACUUCACCAACAUGGUGUUUUUCUGUCGAAAGACUGACAUCCCUGUCAACUUCCGAAAACCAGUCGAGACAGAUUUUCUGGGCAGUCGCUUUCGGCGCGAGUAUUUGAUGCCGAAAUACGAAAUUCCAUCUUCAGUCUUCGAGACCAAAGGCAGUGUUCUCAAAAAUGGCAAGACGAAAGAACUGGAAAAAUGGCAAGCGAAGAGCGCCAUUGGUCACUGGCGAGUGAUGAGAACAGUACUCCCAGAUGCCAUCUGGAUCAAUUGGUAG